GUGAUCGUCAGUUUUCUCCCAAUCGUCGAGCAAGCAACAUGAACGGAGUGAAAUCAUUGUACUUUUUGGGCAUUGUUCUCAUGGGCUUGGCUGCCAUCCACGCAGCUGAUGAGCAGCAUGUUGUUGGAGGUGUCAGCCAGUUGGAGGGCGACAAAAGGAAGGAGGCUCUUACUCUCCUGGACGCUACCCUGUCCACUUUGGCCACCGGAGAUGGUCCCAGCUACAAGGCAAUUAAUGUGACCUCUGUGACUGGUCAGGUUGUCGCUGGAACUCUGAACACCUACGAGGUGGAGCUGGACAAUGGAUCCGACAAGAAGCAGUGCACCGUGAAGAUCUGGACUCAGCCCUGGCUGAGCAAGGACGGCACCAACAUCAAGAUCAAGUGCGCCGGUGACGAUGGCGAGUUGGACCGCACCUGGUAAAAGGUUUUCCUGUCUUCAUUGUGAAUCGGUUGAACAAAAACUUCAAUUUCUAUGAAAAAUAAACAAGGCUUAUGGCUGUAUAAAACUGAUUUUAUACAAA
This is a messenger RNA of Drosophila takahashii, 522 nucleotides long. RefSeq names its product cystatin-like protein. Gene Ontology annotation, molecular function: cysteine-type endopeptidase inhibitor activity. The record is from RefSeq and is a predicted model, not a curated record. NCBI's taxonomy places the organism in Eukaryota, Metazoa, Arthropoda, Insecta, Diptera, Drosophilidae.